AUGUCACCUCCACCUUACCCAGUGCAGGAGGCCUCAGCUAACGGCACAUCGCCAGCCUACUCUAUUCCAAUGCACCCUUCCACGAUGACACUGGCCACAGAUGGCUUCGUCCAGGAGACACAGUUCAAUGGAUCAUCGCAAGGGUAUGCCAUACCCACAAAUCACCCAGCGGGGCCAAUGGGGUCAGCAGGGUAUGGGUACCAAGGCUACCCCAUGCAGUACCAGCCCUGUGCUGCCUACGUGCCAGUUUAUCCAAUGGCAAAUAAUAUGGGGCUGUAUCUCCCAGGAAACAAUGGGAUCACAUCAGGUGGGCAGCAGAUGCCAGCAUCCAUCACAAUGAUGAACCCUCCGCGACCCCCUCACGAUUACCUACCCAUCGCAGUGUUGACUACAGUGUGCUGUUUCUGGCCAACUGGGAUUUUUGCCAUAUUCAAGGCGGUACAGGUGCGAGCUGCCAUUGCGCGUGGGGACAUGGUGUCGGCAGAGAUCGCCUCCCGUGAAGCCCGGAAUUUCUCUUUCAUCAGCCUUGCGGUGGGGAUCGCCUCCAUGGUACUCUGUGCCAUCCUGACAGUGGUGAUCGUUAUAGCGGCCCAGCACCACGACGACGAGUGGGAUCCUUAA
Messenger RNA from Carcharodon carcharias (great white shark), 621 nucleotides. RefSeq names its product proline-rich transmembrane protein 1-like. The transcript has 3 exons. The record is from RefSeq and is a predicted model, not a curated record. Bases 1 to 621 code for a protein of 206 amino acids. Gene Ontology annotation, cellular component: membrane. Lineage: Eukaryota; Metazoa; Chordata; Chondrichthyes; Lamniformes; Lamnidae.